CUUCCUUCUUAAGCACACUUACUCUAUUCAAAACCCAAUAAAUUCGCCAGUUAUACGAUAAUCUGCGUAUAAAAUUAAAAUGUAAGAUUAUUUUAUUACUAUAUAUUAUUAUCUGAUUUAAUGUUAUUUAUAUACUCCUACUAGAUUAUUUGUAAUCUUUCUUCUCAAACACACUUUUUAUGAUAUUCAAAACCCAGUUAUAUUAGUAGUACUACAACAUUAUUAUUUGUACUUUUCAGAAUCUUCUUCAGUUUCCCGCUACUUCUCUCUAAAAAAAAAUACUUAAUAAACCCUACUUUACUGCAAAACGGUCAGUUACAACUUACAUUCAGUUCUUUUACUUCUCUCUCUACAUUUUUUUCUGUAUUUUUACUUUUGUUUACUUCGCGAUUUCCAAGUAAUUCGAGCGUUUUUUCAUCGCAUCUUGCUUAUCAUUGUAUGUUUUCCAGCUGUUUUUUUUUUUUUUGGUUAAAAAAUUAUUGUUGUUAAUUCAGGUGGUGAUUCUGUAUGUUGUGUAAUUUUGAUCGUGUUUGAUUGAUUGUUGACAGGAUGCUAGUGUAAAGUUUUGAUUUUUUUGUGUUGAGUUGUUCAAUUUUGUUUUAUUUUGGAUUUGUUUAUUCAGGUGAUGAUUCUGUAUGUUGUGUAAUUUUGAAUGCUAGUGUAAAAUUUUGAUAUUUGUGUUCAAUUUUGAUUUAUUUUUAUUAAAAAUUGGUAAAAAAAAAAGAAAGAAGAAGGGAGUUUUGGGUGUUUUUUUACAGGUGAUGCUUCUGUUUGUCGUGGUGAAGUUUUGAUUGUGUUCGAUUGCUGAUGAAAUUCUAGUGCAAAUUUUUGGACUUUGUGUUGAAUUUAGUUCGUUUUUUGGCUUAGAAGUUGAAGAAAACGGGUUCUUUUUGGGUGGUUUGUUCAGAUCAUGAUACAAGUUAAAGAGGAAGCUUUGACUCUGGAAUUUGGUGGAUUCACUUCUUGCUCAUCUUUUUCUGAUAGCAGUUAUGAGGCUAGCACUCCGAGAUGCUCCUCUGAGCCUGGUUCCAGUUGUCAAAGGAGCUCAGGUCAAACUAAACGUUCUUCUCAGGCAGGCUGGACAGCAGAAGAGGACAAUCUGUUGACUGAAGUGGUGAAAAGGUUCAAAGGAAGAAACUGGAAAGGAAUUGCUGAGUGCUUGAAUGGAAGGACUGAUGUGCAGUGCUUGCAUCGCUGGCAGAAGGUUCUGAAUCCUGAGCUUGUAAAGGGUCCUUGGACAAAGGAGGAGGACGACCAGAUUAUUGAGUUAGUUGAGAAAUUUGGCUGUAAGAAGUGGUCCAUUAUUGCCAAGUCUUUGCCUGGUCGCAUUGGCAAGCAAUGCCGGGAAAGGUGGCACAACCAUCUUGACCCAACAAUAAAAAGAGAUGCCUGGACUGAACUGGAAGAUUCGGUCCUAUGCCGCUAUCACCAAAUAUACGGGAACAAGUGGGCUGAAAUUGCAAGGUUUCUGCCUGGAAGGACUGAUAAUGCAGUUAAAAAUCAUUGGAAUUCUACAGUGAAGAAAAGAUUGGACUUGAAUUUACUAAGUAGGUCAGGGCCGGAUAUCCAAAGUGAGGGAUCUCCAGAUUUCUCAAGUCACAAGAAAAAACUAGAGAUCAAGAAGCAUUUAGCACAGGCUCAUAAUGCAGAAACACUUUCUUUGAGCAAGCAGACAGGAGUAGAUAAUGCUGCUGAUGCUUGCUCAACUAAUCUAAGAAUUGGGUGUGCUUGUUCUCCUCGAAAUGAUUUGCACAAGGGUACUUCUUUAUUUGGAGCCUGUAAAUCAUCAGAAAAGAAUGCAAGGGAUCUGAUAAAGCCACCUGGUGGAAUACAGUUUGGCAAGGCAGAAAUUCUUCCAAAUGGUGAGACCGACCAAUCCAAUUUAAAUCUUACUAAAAUAUCAGAUCCUCUCUUGACCUCUUUAGAUUUUCCUUUGGAUCCGUCACGCAAGACCAGAUGGAGUAGUUCUCAAGUUAAGGCUGUUCACCCUACUACUUUUGGGAGAAUGUAUGAAUCUCCCAAAAGUUCUAAGUACGGCACUGUUAGUGACACUGACCAUGAUUUUUUGACUUUGUCAUUGGCUGGAUUCACCGAGGUUCAUUCCCAAGGUAACAAGAAGAAUAAAGCAUAUGAUAUACAAUCUUCUUUGGCUCUCAAGCAGCUCGGCUUCACCGAGGUUCAUUCCAAAGGUAACAAGAAGAAUAAAGCAUAUGAUACCCAAUCUUCUUUGGUUCUCAAGCAGCCCGGCUUCACAAAGAUUCAUUCCCGGGGUUACAAGAAGAAUAAAGCAUACGAUACACAAUCUUCUUUGGCUCACAAGCAGCCCGGCUUCUUGAAUUAUGAACCACCAAAAGUAAAGGACUUGACGAUUCCAUUAACGGAUGAAAACCUUAGUAGAGACAACAUUAUCGGGCGACAAAAUAGCCAUCUACUUUGCUCUACACCUCUUAGUUUAACAGUCUCUGCUAAUAGUAGCAGUCCAGAAUCUGUUUUAAGGAAUUCUGCAAUGAGCUACACAAAAACUCCUUCAAUCAUAAGAAAGAAGACUUCGAGAUUUUCAGAAGCUUCUGGGCAUUAUAGUUGCACAGGCACCACCACACCCAUGCAUUUUCUCCGGAGUGUUCCCGACAGGGAAGACACCUCAAACCUGAAGGACAGGAUUUCUGGAUGUAAAAGAUCUGUUUCAGGAAAAUCUCUUGGAAGACGACUGGAAUAUGCCUUUGACAUGGAAUGGGAUUCUUCCAGAUGUUGCACGCCAGUUUCUGCAGCUUCACCUUGUGCUAUUGGAGCUAAUACAAUGUUGACACCAUAAAAACAGGCAUCAGCUUUAGACGACAGAUGAUCAGUCAAAUCAUACUAACUGAUAUCAGUCGGAGAAUUCUCAACGCAUGUCAAUGAUCGAGGUAACAAAAGACCAGUGAAGCAAUGACAUGCCGAUACACUUGAAGAAUUUGUUGGAGAUGGAAGCCUGUGAUUUUGGCAUUCACAUAAACCGCGUGAUUGCCUAAUAAGGAAAUAUCACAAAAGGUACACUACAAGAUGAGCUUGUUGAAGUAAUUCUUGUUUUAGGGGAGUUGGCACAAUUCUUGUGUGGAUAUGUACUCUGAAAAACUGUUUUCCCCUGCCCUGUUGUUUGUAAAUACGCUUUAAAAUCAAUUGCCUAUGGCAUUUUACAUUGUUGCGAAAAUGUGCUUUUGGUGCUGUCUUGUUCCACGUCAUUGUUUAAUACAUAAUUAUAUUUUCCUGACC
Messenger RNA from Capsicum annuum, 3249 nucleotides. RefSeq lists its product as uncharacterized. Gene Ontology annotation, biological process: regulation of DNA-templated transcription. Gene Ontology annotation, cellular component: nucleus. NCBI's taxonomy places the organism in Eukaryota, Viridiplantae, Streptophyta, Magnoliopsida, Solanales, Solanaceae. The transcript has 9 exons. Bases 911 to 2812 code for a protein of 633 amino acids. The record is from RefSeq and is a predicted model, not a curated record. Gene Ontology annotation, molecular function: DNA-binding transcription factor activity, RNA polymerase II-specific; RNA polymerase II cis-regulatory region sequence-specific DNA binding.